Messenger RNA from Ilex paraguariensis (yerba mate), 1564 nucleotides. The record is from the annotation of a GenBank genome assembly. NCBI's taxonomy places the organism in Eukaryota, Viridiplantae, Streptophyta, Magnoliopsida, Aquifoliales, Aquifoliaceae.
ACUAAGGAUUCAUCAGGGGCUCUCAGGAGAGCCAGCACUAGGGUUUCAACUCUCUUCACCAAAUCCCUCAGCCCCAAAAUUAUCCUCUCGUUGGCCACCCAUUUCUCCGCCACCGCAGCCGCCACCACCACUCACCACAUAUGUAUUGAUAAGUGUUUACUGCAAAUAAGUCUUUUAUAGUUCCAUGCCAAUUUUGUUUUCAAAGAAACAAAAGGGGAAUUUAUUCUGCAGUUGAGAAGGCAUACAGUGUAUUACUACUGUAAUCUCCGAAGAACGAGAAUAACAUCUAGUUUAUAGGAUUUAAUGGCCCCAAGAUGGAAAGGCAAGGGCGCAGAAGGUAAAGCUCUUGCAGAUCCCAUUUCAAAGAUCAUUUCUCAACUUCAAUCUUCUCUAAUUUUGUCGAAGUCUCAAGGUUUACUCUCAGGCAGUAGCGUAAUCCUUGAAGCAGAUACAGAGCAAACUGACUUUCUCAAUCGUGCAUGUUUUGGCCGACCUAUAAUCACAGCUGAGAAGGAUAAACAGUGGUUUCAAUUUACUUUGGAGGAAGCUUUUUACCUAUGUUACUCCAUAAAAUGUAUCACAAUUGUAGGUGAGAAUAAUUGCAUAAGAAGUGAUGAAGAGGUAUGGAAAUACAUGAAGUCCAAGAAAGAAUCCUUUCCUGAAUUUUUCAAGGCCUAUUGUCAUCUUCGGAUGAAGAAUUGGGUGGUUAGGUCAGGAUCCCAGUAUGGUGUGGACUUUGUUGCGUACCGUCACCAUCCAGCUCUGGUGCAUUCUGAAUAUGCCGUGCUUGUUUUAUCAGAGGGAGAUGACAGUGCAAAUGGUCGUUUGAGGGUCUGGUCUGAUAUUCACUGCACUAUUAGACUUUGUGGCAGUGUUGCAAAGACAUUGUUAAUUCUUACUGUCAAUAAAAAUGGGCAUAGGGCUAUCUCUCCAUCAUGUUUGGAGAGUUACAGUGUCAAAGAGCACACGGUCACUAGAUGGAGUCCAGAGCAAUGUCGUGAAGAUCAACCAAUUGUUGAAAAUCGAACCAAUGGAUAGAUUUGACUUCUUGUCUAGACUGUACUAUUUGCAGGUUUCAUAUAUUACAUAUUGAUCUAAACCUGAUAUGUUUGAGUAUUGUUUGGCUCUCCGAUGGAAGGCUCUAGACAUGUGCAGACCAUUUAGAGUGUCAUCGGAUUUAUCUAAACCCAGGCACCAUGGUAUUCUGUUGUGAUGAUCCAGAGGGAAGUAGAGGAAUUUUUGGUACAUGGUUUCUUUUUGCAAAAACCUCUAUACCCUAUAUAAUUUUCUCAAGUCCACCUGUUGCUGGACAGCCGAUCUCUCUCCAGCCUUUCGCCAGUGCAGGGGUAAUGUUCCGCUGCCUCAGAUAUCAUUUCUUGGAAAUGACCAACUACAGUUGAAAUCAGGUUACUUGCUAUUUCUCAAGUUCUCAGGUGAGAUUCAGGACAAUAUUCAGUCCUUAUACACCCAUAGCUGUGCCCAUCUAUCAUAGUAAGUUGCCCUCUACUAUUAUAUCAUGUAACAAUGCUGCAAUCUUUCCCUUUUCUUUGAUUAAUGGUAGUUG